AUGAGUUUACCACAAGUGACAGCCUCUUCUGGGCAGGAUCCCCCUGUUGAUCCACAGCCUCAAAAUUCACAAUACAGUCAAUUCGAAUGUCUUGGUACUCCCUCUGGACUUACCCUUACCCGCAACGAAAUUAAUCGCCUUAUCCUCGAAUACCUCAUUGUUGAGGGCUAUAAGGAUGCGGCAGAGAAGUUCCAACUUGAAAUCGGCAUGGAAGAGCCUUUAUCAAAUGUCCAUUCAACUGGUGCUAGUUUAAAGGAGAGGAUGGAAAUUCGUGAGGCUGUCUUAAGCCGCCGGAUUGAGUAUACUAUUGAUCGAGUUAACCAAUUAUGGCCUGAAUUAUUUGAAAAUAACCCGUACAUUUAUUUUCAGCUACGCCAAUUGGAAAUGUUGGAGUUGAUUCGAGUUGGGAAUUUAGAGAAGGCUUUAACCUUCGCGCAGACUCAUCUAGCCGGAUCUCUUCAUAACCGCCUUGAACAAUUUCCACAGCUACUUCAAGAAGUUGAGAAUACUAUGGCCUUAAUUGCUUUCUCAGAUCCAAUUAACAGCGCUUACGGUUCCCUGCUAGAUUCUCGUCAUGUUGAACUCGUAGCUGGAGCCUUAAACCGCGCAAUUCUUUGGCAUAUCGAGAGCAACGGUGGUGAAGGUGAUUCGACCUUCACCGACAACGUGAAUGGAAAGUCUGCUUCUGGAUCUCCACUCUCUAAGGGGACCUGUCAUGCGAAUUCGGCGACAGUCCCCCGGUUGACCAAAUUGGUUGCUAUGCUCUUGCGUUUCCGUAACAUCUCUGAGUCUGAAUUAACCAAAGAACUUGACUCGAUUUAG
Messenger RNA from Rodentolepis nana, 822 nucleotides. NCBI's taxonomy places the organism in Eukaryota, Metazoa, Platyhelminthes, Cestoda, Cyclophyllidea, Hymenolepididae. The record is from the annotation of a GenBank genome assembly.